This is a messenger RNA of Funneliformis geosporum, 1620 nucleotides long. Lineage: Eukaryota; Fungi; Glomeromycota; Glomeromycetes; Glomerales; Glomeraceae. The record is from the annotation of a GenBank genome assembly.
AUGGCUUUAAUAGAUAAUCCAGUAAAAGACUUGAAAAACUUGGAAACUAGACUCACUCAAGAAUUACAAGCAAAAGAACAAAUAAUUAAGAAUUUAGAGCAAAGUAAAAAGAUAGCCGACGAAGAUAAUCAAUUGAUACUCUCCUUUUUAUGGAAUGAAAUAGGUAGCGAUAGUUUAGAUAAUUUAAGAGAAUUAUUAGCAGGGCAGAAACUAACUGAGAUAAGGCGAGACAUUCAAAACUUAAAUUUUGAUUUGGUAACAAAAAGGGAAGAAUUAUCAAAGUUAAAAACUCAACUCAAAAAUUUAGAAGAAAAGAAUAAAGCGCGAGAAGAUGAUGUUAAAGCUAAGCAAGAAAUUAUUAAUGUUUUAGAGGAAACGAUUAGAGAACGAGAAAAAGAAACGAGAGCCAAACAAGAAAUUAUUAAUAUUUUAGAAGAAAAGAUUAGAGAGCGAGAAGAAGCAGCUAAAACUACGCAAGAAACGAUUGUUGGCCUAGAAGUAAAGAUCAAAGAACAAGAAGAAAUAGCUCAAGACAAGCAUGAAAUGAUUCAUGAUUUAGAAGAAACUAUUAGAAAACGUGAAGAAGAAACAAACGUCAAGCAAGAAACUAUCAAUGUUAUAGAAGAAAAGAUUAGAGAGCGAGAUGAAGUAGCCCUAACUACGCUAGAAACUAUUAUUGGCUUAGAAACAAAGAUUAAAGAACAAGAAAAAGAAACAAAAGCAAAGUAUGAAAAGAUUUAUGAUUUGGAAGAUACGAUUAGAAGACGUGAAGAAGAAAUCAACGCAAAACAAGAAACUAUUAAUGUUUUAGAAGAAAAGAUUAAAGAACGAGAAGAAGAAACCAAAAUCAAACAAAAAACUAUUAAUGCUUUAGAAGAAAAAGUUAAAGAGCGAGAGGAAGGAACUAAAGCCAAGCAAGAAAUCAUCAAUGAUUUAGAAGCCAAGAUUAGGGAAGAAGAAGAAUCAUCCAAUAUACCUAAAGUCCCUACUUUAAUUUAUGGACAAUUAUUAACUUAUGGAAAUAUCCUUAAUGCUGGUUCCUUCGCGGUAAUAAGUGAUUUAGGAAUAAGUAGAUCUAUAAAUGAAUCAGCAGAUAAUAAUGGUGGGGAAAUUUAUGGAAUUCUGACUCAUAUCGCUCCAGAGGUUUUUCAAGGAAAUAAAUUUACCACAGCUUCAGACAUAUAUAGCUUUGGAAUGAUUAUGUGGGAACUAAUGACUGGUAGGAUGCCUUUUUGGGAUCGAUAUCAUGAUACUGAACUUAUUAUCGAAAUCUGUGAUGGUUUUCGUCCUCCAAUUGUCACAAAUGCACCUGAGGAUUAUAUUGAAUUAAUGCAGCAAUGUUGGAACGGAGAUCCGAAUAAAAGACCAUCAGCUGCCGAAACAUAUAAAAUCCUUUUAAAAAUCAUUAAUAAUGAAAAUGCAUGUUAUGUUUACCAAGAAAACAAUAGUGAUAAAAGAAAAUUUGAUAAUUUGUUUGAUGAUAAAAUUGUUAAAAGGAAUAAAUAUUCCGAACAUAAAAAUAAUGAGUAUGUAUCAAAAGAAUAUGACUUUGACAUCAUUAUGAAUUUGAACGAUUCCAAUGAAAAAUACAUUUCUCGUGAAUUAGAAUUUAAUAUUUGA